AUGGGUCGGGACGACGAGCGGAUCAAGUUGCUUUUGACUUUUGCUACUGGAGUCAUAGAAUGCGUCGGCUUUGCAGGUGUGCUCUACGGCUGGCCUUCCCUGGUCUUCGUGCUGAAGAAGGAAGACUACUUCGCUGACCUGUGCAACUCCAGCGACCCUGGGCCGAGGAAUGUCACCGUUGGAUGCGUUCAGCAGGACGAGCGCUUCGCUCUCAUCUUCACCAUUGGCGAUUUUGUCCUGAACUUCGGGACUGUGGCCUGCGGCUUCCUGCUCGACUCUUACGGCGUCAUGGUGACCCGUUUCCUGGGCAUAUUCCUGUAUACGACAGGCACGCUCAUGAUCGCUUUCUCCUCCACGGCCUCGGCCCUGCUGCUGUUUCCCGCGCUCGCAUUAUUAGGAGCCGGAGGAGUGAUGUUACUGACAACAAAUAUCAAGAUUGGAAAUCUGUUUGGGAGGAACCGCGCCACAGUGAUCACCGUCUACACCGGGGCUUUCAGUUCCGCGACGGUUAUCUUCCUGUUGGUCAAGGUGGCAUAUGAAGCUGGUUUCUCCGUGAUGGCGAUUUUCCUGUUCAUUAGUUGCCUCAGCGUCCUCCACGUACUACGCACGGUCUUUCUCGUUCCCUGGAAACACAUCCCCUAUCCGCUGCCUGAGGGCUUCAGCUACGGGGUGAACUGUGAAAAGGAUCGACUCAUGGACCAUGCGAUCGAGACCACUCACCAGGGGGAUUCUACACUGGCAGUGGAUCAGAUGGAGGGAAACAGGAAUGACAGGAGGGAGCAGAUUGAGGGAGAGGCAGGAAUGAUGUGGGAAAGGGAAGAGGGGAGAAAUCUGGCGGAUGCUGCUGUGGGACAGGGGAGGGGAGAGAUGGAGGGCGAGAAGGGUGAUUGGAGUGGAGGGACAGAGGGAGAUACGAGAAAUGGGGAAGAGAAGGAGCAAAACUGUAGGAUGGGGACGGACAGCGAGAAUAAAGCGGGGAGCAGCGGGUGGGAGGGGCAGAAGGGAGAGUGUAGGGAAGUUAUGAAGGGAGAUAAGAGAUGGGAGAGGGGAGAGAAAGAGGGACAGGUAGAAACAGAGGGCGAGUGGAGGGGAGUGAUGAAAAGGAGAAGAGGAGAGACAGAGGGAGAGAUGGGAGCGGGGAAGGGUGGGGUGGCAGGAGGGCAGGGAGAGUGGAGGAAAGAGGCGGAUGAAAAGAAUGGGGAGGUGAGUGACGAAUUCAAGAGAGAAUGGUAUCCUGAAGGGCGAAGGGAAGAGAUGGAACAAAGGAGUGAGGGGGCGGUGGAGACUGAGGGUACAUCGGGUGAUGGACGUGAACAGCCGCCUGCCGCAGAUAAUCUCCAGCACAACGGGACAGAAGGUCCACAUAUCAACGGGAACGUGGAGGAAGUCCCCUCUUUCCGGAGCUGCCUUAUCUCACGCACAUUCCUCGCCAGCCUGCUCUGGACCUCGCUCCUUCUGCUGCGAUUAUCCUUUUUCAUCGGCACUCUGAACCCUCUGCUCAACCUCAUGACGAACGCUGAUCCCGAACAAGGAACAAGUGGAGGCAGUACGGCGACAGGUGCAGACAGCUGCACUGGAACAGGUGAGCUGGGCGGGGACGGAGAAGAACGUUUCAAACAGUUCGAGCGGCGUCAGCGCCCUGGUGAAUCUGCUGAGAACUAUGUUGCUGCGCUGCGACACCUGGCCAGACGGUGCCGCCUUGAGACGCUGACCCCCGAGGAGCUGACCAGGGACCUUCUGGUUUACGGUCUCCGCGAUGAAAAGCUAAGGACUGAACUUUUGCGCAAGCCCGACCUGUCUUUCAACGAGGCUAUGCAUGCCUGCCGUUUAGCCGAAGCCGUCACUACGGCAGUGUCACCGGCUGAUCAGGACAUUAACUUUGCCAGCGUGCAGGCCCUAAUGGACCCGUUGGCUAAAUAUCCUGACCGCUUUGAUGAUGAGCUGGGCAAGCUGCCCUACAACUACAAGAUUGUCGUCAACCGCAAGGUCGAGCCAGUGGUCCAUGCGCCACACCGUGUCUCCUUCGCCAUUAGGGACAAAGUAGAAUCGACGCUGCACAGCAUGGUGUCCGGAACAAUAGUUAACCCCAAUGAAGCCGAAUACACCUUUUCCCAAGUUGGGCGGAUGCUGGGUAACGUGAGCUGCUGCACCAACACGUUUAUUUACGCGGCCACUCAGUCCCGGUUCAGGGAACAGGUGACGAGGGCGCUGAAAUAUCCGGCCACAUUAGUGGUCCUGGUUAUUGAGAGAGUCGGCUCCUUCUCACAACGGUAG
This is a messenger RNA of Amblyraja radiata (thorny skate), 2274 nucleotides long. RefSeq lists its product as uncharacterized. The transcript is spliced from 12 exons. Bases 1 to 2274 code for a protein of 757 amino acids. NCBI's taxonomy places the organism in Eukaryota, Metazoa, Chordata, Chondrichthyes, Rajiformes, Rajidae. The record is from RefSeq and is a predicted model, not a curated record.